AUGGCCGCGCUGGAGCGCGCGACCGUGCUCGUCACCGGAGGCGCGGGGUACAUCGGCUCGCACACGGUGACGCAGCUCCUGACCGCGGGAUGCGUCGUGCACGUCGUGGACAACCUGGACAACUCCUCGGAGGAGUCUCUGCGGCGCGUCAGGGAGCUCGUCGGCGAGGAGAAAGCCGCGAAGCUGACUUUCCACGAGUGCGACAUCUUGGACGCGGUGAAGAUGGACAAGGCGUUCGCCGCCGCGGGGAAGGUGGACGCGGUGAUCCACUUCGCGGGAUUAAAAGCCGUGGGCGAGUCCGUGGCGAAGCCGAUGCGGUAUUACCGCAACAACAUCGUCGGCACGAUGGCGCUCGUGGACGUCAUGGAGAGGCACGGGUGCCGCAAGAUAAUCUUCUCGUCCUCCGCGACCGUGUACGGCGAGCCCGCGACGGUGCCGUGCACGGAAGAGUUCCCCACGGCGGCGUUGAAUCCGUACGGGCGAACCAAGCUCUUCGUGGAACACAUCUUGACGGACAUGCAGGCCGCGUCGCCGGAGUGGAAGGUGAUUCUUCUGAGGUACUUCAACCCCGUGGGCGCGCAUCCUUCGGGGAGGAUCGGCGAGGAUCCGAAGGGGAUCCCGAACAACCUGAUGCCGUUCAUUCAGCAGGUCGCCGUCGGACGGAGGCCGGUGCUGAGCGUGUUCGGGGACGACUACAAAACCGCGGACGGCACCGGGCGCAGAGAUUACAUCCACGUCAUGGACGUCGCGGACGGCCACGCGGCGGCGCUGACGAAAAUCGUCGACGACGCGUCGAUGCCCGACGGGUGCGUCACCGUCAACCUGGGCACGGGCAAGUCCACGUCCGUGCUCGAGCUCGUGGCCGCGUUCGCGAAGGCGUCCGGGAAAGAGAUCCCGACGAAGAUCGUGGCUCGACGGCCCGGGGACGCCGCGGAGGUGUACGCGCAGACGGAGAAGGCUAAGGAGGUUUUCGGCUGGGAGGCGAAGCUGGACAUCGAGCGGUGUUGCGUCGAUCAGUGGAAGUGGGCGAGCGCGAACCCGUACGGGUACGGCACGGAGGCGGACGCCGCGUGA
Micromonas pusilla CCMP1545 is the source of this 1074-nucleotide messenger RNA. RefSeq lists its product as uncharacterized. Gene Ontology annotation, cellular component: cytosol. The record is from RefSeq and is a predicted model, not a curated record. Bases 1 to 1074 code for a protein of 357 amino acids. Lineage: Eukaryota; Viridiplantae; Chlorophyta; Mamiellophyceae; Mamiellales; Mamiellaceae. Gene Ontology annotation, molecular function: UDP-glucose 4-epimerase activity. Gene Ontology annotation, biological process: beta-D-galactose catabolic process via UDP-galactose, Leloir pathway. The transcript is spliced from 2 exons.